Messenger RNA from Suillus paluster, 2749 nucleotides. RefSeq names its product XFP N-terminal domain-containing protein. Gene Ontology annotation, molecular function: aldehyde-lyase activity. The coding region runs from base 153 to 2597 and encodes 814 amino acids. Lineage: Eukaryota; Fungi; Basidiomycota; Agaricomycetes; Boletales; Suillaceae. Gene Ontology annotation, biological process: carbohydrate metabolic process. The transcript has 11 exons. The record is from RefSeq and is a predicted model, not a curated record.
GACGGGAGCCCCUUUCUCUUGCGCCUUAUAAUGCGGUAUUGGAUUGGAUGACGCACCUUCAACCACAACCACAACCACUACUCAUAGAAACAGUAGACUCGAACAAACGCUUACAUCCCUAACAAGCAUUGUUGAUAUCUUCGCCAAGCAACAUGCCUGGUCAGAUAAUCGCUCAGCCAAACCCUCCCCCGGACCCCUCUCAUCUCCCCGACUCGGUUCGCGAGUAUGCUGUUCAAAUCAAAACGAGCAACGUCCUUACGGAGUCUGAACUCCGUGCGAUUGAGAAGUUCAGGCGAGCAGUUAACUACAUUGCUGCUGCGAUGAUUUUCUUGGAGAAUAAUGUCCUGCUUGAACGCCAGUUGACUUUUGAUGAUAUCAAACCUAGACUUCUUGGCCAUUGGGGUACUUGCCCUGGCUUAGUCUUAGUGUAUGCGCACCUUAACAGGAUCAUUAAGAAGACCAAUCUUGACUCUUUGCUGGUAGUCGGCCCAGGCCAUGGAGCACCUGCCAUCCUGGCGUCCUUAUGGCUCGAAGACUCAUUAUCUCCCUUCUGGGAGCCUUACACACGUGAUCGUGCUGGCUUGACAAGGCUCAUCACAAAGUUUAGUGCGCCUGGAGGUUUCCCAAGUCAUAUCAAUGCCGAAACCCCUGGAUCUAUUCAUGAAGGUGGUGAACUCGGUUAUGCUCUCAGUGUCGCGUUUGGCGCUGUUAUGGAUAAUCCUCAUCUUGUCGUUACCUGCAUUGUUGGUGACGGCGAGGCUGAGACCGGACCGACCGCCACUGCCUGGCAUGGGUACAAGUUCAUCGAUCCCGCUGAAUCUGGUGCCGUUCUCCCUAUCGUGCACUUGAAUGGGUUCAAGAUUUCCGAACGUACCAUUUACGGAUGCAUGGAUGAUAAAGAGCUCAUAGCCUUGUUCAGUGGCUAUGGUUAUCAGGUCCGAAUUGUCAGUGACUUGAAAAAUAUUGAUCAAGAUCUGGCCGCGUCUAUGGAGUGGGCUCUGGCCGAAAUAUCCCGUAUUCAGAAGGCAGCUCGCUCAGGGAAACCCAUUGUGAAGCCGCGCUGGCCUGUUUUGAUCCUUCGCACUCCCAAGGGCUGGUCAUGUCCCAAGAUGAUGCAUGGCGAGUUUAUCGAGGGGUCGUUCCACUCACACCAAGUGCCGCUGCCGGAGGCGAAAACGUCACAGGAAGAGCUUCAAGCCCUUCAGGAUUGGCUUCAGAGCUAUGGUCCUCAUGAGCUUUUUGCUACCCAAGGCGGGAGAGGCGUGGUGGAUGGCGCUCCUAUUGAAGAGGUGCUAAGCAUCGUCCCUGACAAGAAAGAUAAAAAGCUUGGUUGCAGGAAGGAAGCAUAUGCCGCCUUCCAGCCCAUCCAUGUUCCAGAAUGGAUCCAUCUCGGGGUUCAAAAGGGGUCGCAGGCAAGUUGCAUGAAGGUAGUUGGGACGCUGUUGAGGGAUACGAUUAAGGAGAAUCCUACCACCUUCCGGAUCUUCUCUCCUGACGAACUCGUGUCUAACAAGCUAGACGCUGUGUUUGAUGUUACUGGACGCAAUCUCCAGUGGGACGUUGCUUCCCGCGCUCAGGGCGGGCGCGUUAUUGAAAUUUUGUCUGAGCAUACCUGCCAAGGCAUGUUGCAAGGGUACACACUUACUGGCAGGACUGCGCUCUUCCCGAGCUAUGAAGCCUUCCUUGGCAUCGUACACACCAUGAUGGUGCAGUAUAGCAAGUUCACGAAGAUGGCCCACGAGACUGAUUGGAGACACGAUGUUGGUUCCGUGAAUUAUCUCGAGACAUCUACGUGGGCACGUCAGGAGCACAACGGCUUCUCUCAUCAGAACCCGUCAUUUAUUGGUGCCGUACUCAAUUUGAAGCCGGCGCUGGCGCGCGUGUACCUGCCGCCUGAUGCAAAUUGCUUCUUGUCCACGGUGGCCCAUUGCUUGAGGGCGAAGAACUACGUGAACUUGAUGGUUGGUAGCAAACAACCCACGCCCGUCUGGUUGAGCCCUAAGGAGGCGAACAUGCACUGCGUUGCGGGCGCGUCUAUAUGGAAGUUUGCAAGCGUCGACGAUGGUGUAAACCCGGACGUCGUCCUUGUUGGCAUCGGUGUCGAAGUGACAUUCGAAGUUAUAGCAGCUGCUGCGCUCCUUCGCAAGAUGGCUCCCGCUCUGCGAGUGCGUGUCGUCAACGUAACUGACCUCAUGAUUCUCGGACCCCAUGGCAGCCACCCGCAUGCCCUGAACAACGAUGAUUUCGACACGCUUUUCACCAAGGACAAGAGUAUCAUCGUGAACUACCACGGAUACCCCAUCGAAGUGAAAGGUUUGAUAUUUGGUAGGCCAGCUGUGGACAGGAUCACCAUCGAGGGGUAUCGUGAAGAGGGAACAACAACCUCUCCAUUCGAUAUGAUGCUGUGCAAUCAAACGUCUAGGUAUCACAUCGCCGCGGCCGCCAUCCGGGCUGGUGCUCUUGUCAAUCCGAAAGUUUCAACGGAGGCUCAUGCGAAGGCAGCCUACAUCAUGCAUAUGGCCGCAAAGGACAAAGAGUACAUCUUUGCUCACGGAACGGAUCCUGAAGGCACCUUUGACACUCCCAAAUUUAACUGAACACAACGCUUGACAUGAAUUUUCACCGGUCACCCGUGUAUUAUAGCUAUGAGUUUGAUUAAUGUAUCACUAUCUGUAUUUUCGCAUCCUGUAUUACUCGACGCCAUGCAUAAAAUGCUUUCGGGCUCGCCGUGAACGCUCGAUCGCUCGAA